AUGGCCCCUGAAACGCUUUCAUUAAUAAAGUAUACCGAUAAAGAGGCUAGAGUGAUUUCGAAGAUGAGUCGUGCCUUAAGGAAUUUCAACAUAACAAAAGUGAAUGAUUUGGAAUUAAUCAGCAAUUCAUCGAAACGGCUUGAUAUCACGUUUCAUUUUUUUGGCGUUAAAAGUGAUUCAAAUCGAAUUCGUGAAGCUAUUACAAGAAUGGUUGAACGUGGGCGACUUGGAAAUUUUACAUUAGUAUCAAACUUUCAUUUAUUUGAUGAAAAUCCACCAUUGCAUUUACAAGAAAUUGUAUUAAAUCAAAAAUCACCAAUCCGUGAGAACACUGAAUUCAUAUUAUCAUGUAUAGCACAAGGCUCACCAAAAAUUGAAUUUCGUUGGUAUAAAGACGGUAUUCUGGUGAAUGCUUCAAAGGCAACGCGAGACAUAUGGACUGUUAUCUUACCACCUGAACACGAGAAUCUAUACACAUCAGUAUUGGGUGUCAGUAAAGCGAACCGUUUAGAUGAGGGUACAUACACAUGUAAAGUAAUUGAUUGGGGAGUAGAACAAUGUCAAUCAACGCAUGUUUAUAUUCAAACACCGCCCCAUCUGAUUGUUGAUCCAGCUAGUAUAACUGUGUAUCGAGGUGAUUCAUUGAAUGUACGUUGCCUGUCACCAGCACAUAACUAUAAUAAUCACCGUCAUCAUGGAAGUCUUGGAUAUAGUUGGACACGUAAUGGUGUCCUAUUUCAAUCAGAUCCCAGUACAUCAAUGUGGGAAGAUUUAUAUCCAGAUGGUAGUAUAUUAAAAAUAAAAAAUAUUCAGAAAUCUGCUGAAUACAUGUGUAUUGUUUCGAAUAGUGUUUCACCAGUUUCCAAAAGUGUUUAUAUAACAGUUAUAGAUAAAGGUGUUAUACAAAUGUGUCCUACGGAGCAACGUUAUAAUAUUAAUUGGCAAUCAGCUGCACCUGGAGCUGAAAUUAUUGGAGAAUGCCCACCAAACUAUGAAGGAUAUUCUAAAAGAAUAUGCGAACAAAGAUCUGUAUCGAACUCAACAUGGUUGCAACCAGAUUUCUCUAAUUGUAUACCAAAUCAAUUAAGUAAACUUUUAACUGAGUUUCGAGCUUUAACAUUAGGCUAUCAGAAAACAAAUUGUUCAACAAUUUUGAAAUCGUGCUUAGAAUUCACAAUCAGAAGACAUACAGAUUUUUAUCCAGGUGAAGCAAGUAGCUUAAUGGAUUUGUUACAAGAGGUGGAAAGUUAUUUGAAAAUAAAAGGUACACAUUUGGAAAGAGAAAUGGCAGCAGAGAUUAUAUUACAUAUAUUAGAUAAAGUCAUGCAAAAUGUUGUCUCAUUAAAUAGUCAACAGCAAAUAAAAAAAUUUCAACUGUUAACACAAUCAGCGGCAUUAAAUCGUGAAACAAUAGCAGCUUCACAAUUGGCAACAUCAACAUCUUCAUCAUCAUCAUCGUCACAAUCAUCAUCAAUAAAUAAUGGAAAUAUUGUAUUAAUUCCAAAUUCUGGUGUAUCAUCAUCAUCGCCAACAGGGAUAUCAAUAUCUUCAUCAUCAUCAUCAUUAUCCAAUUCAGGUUCAAUUUCCAGUUCAUCUAAUUUAUCAUCUGAUAUACAACGUAAAAUAUCUUCAGGUUAUAAAUGGUCAUCACCAUCAUCAUCGGUUAAUCAUCAUGAUCAUGAUAAUAAUUCAAUAGCUGACACCGAAUUAACAUUAGAAAGAUUAAAUUCAUUUCGUAUUUAUACAACGUCCAUUAAAACUUUACCAUUUAAUUUAAGAAUAUAUGGAGAUGAUUUAUUUUCCGACCAGUUAUAUUUAGAUAUACGAGCAACAAAAAAUCUUAUGGAAAUUAUGUCAAAUGGAACUGUUUUUGCAUCAGUAAUUUCAUAUAAAAAUUUGACAAAAUUUUUGCCUAGAACGUAUUAUGCUCGUGGAAGCGAUAUGGGUCCAGAUUAUAUGCCAGCCUCACGUAUAAUUGCAACAUGGUUAUUUCAAUCAAAUCGGUCAAAUGAUAAUUAUGUUGAACCAUUAAAUAUACCAUUAGAAUCGGGUCGAGUUGAAAUUAUUUUCCAACAUGAGAAUGUACCAAAGAAUACCGAUUGGCAACCAGUUUGUGGUCAUGAAAUGCGUACAACGUAUGAAUCAACAUGGCGAACUGAUUUGUGUAUAACAAAAAAUUUAAUGGAAAAUAUGACCCGGUGUAUUUGUCCUUUGUCAGGAACAUUUGUGGUAUUGUUGGCAAAGAAGAAUUAUGGUCCAACAUCUAUUGAAAAUCGUACAUCAACACGUCCAAUUUUUGUGAUAAUCAGUUGUGGUUGCUGUUUCCUUCAAUCUUGUACAGCAUUUGCAAUAUUAAUACCAAUAUUAUAUAAUAGAAAGUGUUCCAUAACAUUUUUGAAAAUGCAAUUCUGUACAUCAACAUCAACAGUAAUGGCGAUAUAUUUACUAGGAUUCUUAAAACUUUUACCACAAGACUGGCAUAGCAUAAUUAGUUCAACAUUGGCAUCAUUAAUGAUUUUAGGUCUAUCGACUCUUGUAGCAAUGCUAUUAGUUAUACAAUCAGAAUUAGUACCAAAAAAAUUUCAUAUUGCUGCUGCUGCCGCAGCAUUAUCAUCAACAUCAUCGGCAGCAGCAUCUACAGCAACAACAACAACCAGCAUUAAUAAUCCUUCGACUUUAUUAACUGUUACUGGUGGUGUUGGUGGUACCGGUGGAGGAGGAGGUGGUGGUGGUGGUGGAGGAGGCAAUAGCGGUGGUAUUAGUAGCAGUAUUGGUUGUACUGGAGGGAUUAAUAUUGGUGGUGUUACAAGUUUUAAUAGUAAUAGCGGUGGUGGUAGUAGUAGUACUGCGACAAGUGGUGGUAUACGUGGUGCUAUUGGUAUUAGCUGGUUGUUUCCAAUAUUAUUUGCAAUAUGUUCACCACUUAUAUAUAGUAUUAUUGGUAAAUGGCCAUUAUUCUGGUGGUUAGAAUAUCAUAGUUCGGGUUUUAUAUUAUUUAUCAUUGUUCAAGGAUUAUUAAUUAGUUUAUUUUUAUUACUAUUUAUAACGUUGUUAAAAAAAUUAACCUGGAUAUUAAAAAAACAUGACAAACAUAAUAAUGCUUCAAUAUGGAGAAGGCUUGGACUUUUAUAUCGUACAGGGAUUAUUUUAUUUAUAAGAUUGAGCACGGAUGCACUAUUUUUAAUAUAUUUAAAUACUAAUCAGGGUGUUAUUAUUAGUCAUAUGUUUGGAGUUUGUUGUAUAUUAUUGGGAUUUGCGAUAUUAUUUUGCUUUGUUAUAAAAGCUGAAUUCAAUUUGAGAACAUCUAUGAUGGGUGGUAAUAGCAGUAAUAACAGUAGCGGUAAAGAUCCCCAAGGAACUCAUUUAAAGAAAACAAGUACAAAAACAAGUUUAGAGGACAAUUACGAAUAUUGUUCUGGUUCCAUAAAUAGUCCUCUAAAUUUUUAUUCAAAUGAAAAAGAAAAAGACAACGAAAGUGGUCCUUUACCAUUAACAAUAAUAUCAACAUCAAGAUGUCCUUUAGAAAGAAUUCAACAACAACAGCAGCAGCAACAUCAACAUCAACAACAUUCACAUCAAACAACAAUGACAGGAAUUUGUAAAAAUAUGAAUUCAAAUAGUGGUAGUGCAUUACAACAACCACCGACGUCAACACAAACCUCAUCAUUAAUAACAAUAGAUGGUAAUAAUAUUAAUAAUAGUGGUAUGUUAGUAGGUGCUGGUGAGACAACACAAACAACAACAACAACAACAAUGUCAACUGUAGAAACAUAUUUAGGCAAUGGUAAUACAAUAAUAUUGUCAGCAAGUGCUGCCGCUGCGGCCGCUGCUUCUGCUGUUACGAAUUCAUCUAAUGUUACUGCCACUACAAAUAAUAUUAAGAAUUGUAUUGUUGUUGACAAUAAAAAACAUGAUGGAAUUUGCGACAUAUCUUUACAUGAAAUGGAAAUUCCCUCCAAUAAUGGUUCAUUAAAAACAACCAAAACAACAACUGCUGGAGGAUACCAUCAUCAAAAAUUCACAGAACAUAAUAAUUGUAAUUCAAAACGCUGCUAUUGUGAUCCUAAUAAUAUUGGUAAUCUAAAUACAAAUUGUUGUGUUAAUGAUUGUAUAAGAUUUAAUAGUAAUAAUGAAAUUCUUAUAACAACGGGUGAUGUUGUUAAUACAAGUAAUUUAUAUCAUCGUUAUAUACCAAAUCAGAGUGGUACUACUACUGCAACAUCGGCAAUAGCAGAAAGUCAUGAAUUUGUUGGUGUUGAAACACUUGAUAUUUUACAAGGUGUAUCACCAGAUAGUAUAAUUGGUAUUCGAGCAAGUAAAAUAUUAAGCACAACGUCAUCUUCGACAAACGGGCCUAAUAUUAAUCAUCAACAACAACAAUACUCUCAUAAUCAUCAAGCCUCAUCAUCAUCAUCAUAUGUAGAUUCGACACAUAAUCAAAUAACAUCAUCAUUAAAAAAGCAUUCAACUGACGGCAGUGGAAUUAUGAAUGCAUCAACAACAAUAACAUCUUCAGUUAAAACACAAACACCAAAAUCACAAAAACGUGUAACAAUUGUAGAAGAACCAAAACAGUCAUUAAAUAAUAAUAACAGUAAUAUACCAUCAUCAAUAUUACAACAUCAUCAUUAUAAAGUUCAACAACAACAGCAACAACAUCAAUCAUCAACAAAUUUAAUUUUAGUAACAGGAAUAGGUCCAACAUCAUCAACAUUACCUACAAGUGGUGGUCUAUCUGAAACAACGUCAAAUAUCAUUUCUUUACCACCUAUUAUAACAAUUACCUCAACAUCAUCUAUAGAUGAUAGCAGUAAUAACAGUUGUAGUAAUAGUAAUAUAAAUAGUAGUAAUGCAGAUCCAACAAGUGGAGCAACAACAUAUUCCAAUAAACUAAUAGGAUUAGGAAAAGGAAUUUCGGGAUCAACAUCAGGAACAAUUAUACAACAUCAACAUUCAUCACAAAACUCUUGUAAUAAUAAUAAUAUUAAUAAAUCUAGUACAAACAUUAAUAAUAUUAAUAGUAAUAGUGAUAAUAUAAUUAUUGGUAAUAGUAGUGGUGGUAAUAAUGGUGGCAAUAAUAUUAAUACAACAGAUAAUAUUGAUAUUAUUAACGAUGAUGAUAAUGAUGGUAGCAUGUUAGAUAGAAUAACACACGAUUUAGAUUAUUUAUUAAAUCGUACAACAGAAGUUCCAUCUAUUACAACAAAUAAUUCAACAAUCCGUCGUAUGAGUAGUGGUAGUAGCAGUGCUGGUAGCGCUAGUGGUAGUGAAAUAAUUGUCAUGAUACAAACUGGUGUUAAUUGUCCUAUAAAUAGCGGUAUAAAUAGUGGUAAUAAUGAUGAUGUUAUACCACCUCCACCUUUACCACCAUCUACUUUACCACCAGUUGAAAAUAUACCACCGUCAUCAUCAACAAAUCAACAUUGCCGUAGUAGUAAUAUUAUUCAUCAUGAUGUUAUUAUUGAAGAAUCAGAACAAGAAUAGAAAUUUUUUUAUUUAUAAUUAAGUAUAUUACGAGUAUAAGAUUGCAUAAAUAUAAGACCUAUUUACGUGUAUAUAUAUAUAUAUAUAUAUAUAUAUAUACGUAAAUGCAGUUGGUAUAUUUAUAUACAGACGUAAGUAAUAAAUAUAAACAAUAUACAUUAAUGUAUGUAUAUAACACAGUGUAUGCAUUUUUCCCUUUAUAACUUGUUUAUAGUAAGCCAUGAAAGAGCACCAAAUUUGAAGACAAUUUUUUCUCUUAUUUUUCUAUUAAAUUGUAUAAAAAUUUAAUAGAAAAAGAUUACUUUUGUAUCGAAAUCUAUUAAUUUUCUUCAGUUGCUUAAAUUAUAAAUAUUAAUUGGUAAUAGGAAAUUACAGCAUCGAAUCCUGUUAAAUAUUAAAAUUUGCAACUCUCCACAUAUAAAAUUACAUUACAAUCGUUGAAUUCCUAAGAACAGAUGACCACAUUUCAAGGAUAUGCUGUAUAGGCACGUUAUAUAGUUAUACAUAACAAUAUAAAAAUUUCCUUAUUCUUAGCAUAAAGAAUAAUUUUUUUGGCAUUUUCCAUUAUUAUUUUCAAUUUCAGUCUUUUUAUUUUAAUUGAAAACAAAUUAAACCUAAUUUAAAAUUAAUUUUCAAUUCUUGCUAUGCUGAAUGAAUUUACUUGAGUUUCAAAAGGUUUUACAAAAAUCUAAAAAUUUAUUAUUGCAAACCAAUUUAUACGAAAAAAAAAUAAUUAUAAAAUGUAAAUUUUUACAAAUUAGCUCGUUAAGUUUUUAAAAUAGACACCCCAAAAGUACUUAAAAUCAACUUUUGUUUUUCUCCUAAAAACUUUGCCGAAAAUUUUUUUAAAAUUUUAAAAACAUUUCAUGUACGUCAUAAAAACUGGUAAAUCCUUAAUGCAGAAAAAACAUACAUAGAAAAUAAAAACACUACCAGCAACGAAUAACCUUAAAAAACUUGAAAUUUGUAUGAAAGUUUUUGCAAUAUAAUUUAAAAUUUAAAUACAUACAUACAUAAUAUGCAUAUUUAAAGUUGACUGUAAAAUUAUUUAAAUAAAGAUAAACUUAAUUUAAGCAGGAAAAUGAAAAAAAGGUAAAAUGAAAAAUGAGACUAUUAAAUUAUUAUUGUUAGAAUAAAUUCUAAAUAAAUUUUAUAUAGGAUUAAACAAAAUAUAAAUAUUAUUAAAUAUAAUGGUAAUUAAAAUAGUAUAAACAAGAAAAAUCUGUA
Messenger RNA from Condylostylus longicornis, 6711 nucleotides. RefSeq lists its product as uncharacterized. The record is from RefSeq and is a predicted model, not a curated record. Gene Ontology annotation, cellular component: membrane. Bases 1 to 5484 code for a protein of 1827 amino acids. The transcript is spliced from 19 exons. Gene Ontology annotation, molecular function: G protein-coupled receptor activity. Lineage: Eukaryota; Metazoa; Arthropoda; Insecta; Diptera; Dolichopodidae.